AUGUUUAGUAGCACGUCCAAGGAAAAGAAGAAAUUGCAAGAUGAGUUGCGGGAGAUAAUCGGCAGCGAUGAAUAUCCCCACGUUCAGCAAAUAAAGAUUUGCAAUUUGACCGAAAAACAAUUGGUGAAAAUGUUAAUGGAAAAGCAAAUAGACAUUAAAUAUCCCAUUGAUCGUUCGUUGUGUGAAGCUCAACUUCUAAGUGUCGUAGAUGGGGAUACCGUUGUGUUAGUCGAUAUGGUAAAAAUUGAUUCCCUAUCGGUGGAACAGUUAAAAGAAGCAUUGGCUAAAGUGUCAAAACCUAAAAAAACGAUACGUGAAAUACAACAAGAAUUGGCGGAAAACUGUGGCUAUGGCAAUGACAUCAUUUGGGAUCAAUUGAGCAAGAAGGAUAGCACAAUUAUGAAAUCCAAAAUCAAACAACUAAUACCAGAUCAAGAAACCGGCCAAAAUAGCAUCGAUAAAAUGCGUGAAAGCAUCUUUGAAAGUCUAUGGGCUCAAAGAAAAUAUACAAAUGGAAAUUCCGUGACCUAUAUUUUUUAUGUCAUGGUAACAGAUGAGGAAGAUUUCGCUGCUGCACCAAAUUCUACAAAAUAUUCUUGUCAUCCGGUUUUUCGUUGUAGAAAAUGUGUUGACAAUAAUAAUAGCAGUACAUGUUGUAUGGUGUAUGUCGAUGAAACAGGUCGUGUUUAUCAAAAUUGGCAGUCGUUUGUGGAUGACAAUGUAUUGCCGGCCGGUACAAUGAUAUCGCCACGCCGUGGUGUUUAUAAUUUCUAUACAAAUGGCAAUGUUAUUUUGGAUGUUUAUUCCACACCGAACGCUAGACCGGGAGCAAAAGUUAUGAGUGCAGCACAAACUAGUACCGCUGUAUUGGGUGUGGGUGCUGCCUGUGUGCCAAUAGCUGCAGCACUUACUUUACCCGUUGCCGCUCCGGUAAUGGCCGCAGCCGGAAUAGUCGGUUUGGGUGUCGGUGCCUUUUCAACAGUAACAUCAGCAUUGAAUUUGAAUGAUCGUCGCAAACACGAGCAAUCCAUAAGCAUUACAGAUAGUCAAGCAAGGGCCAGUUAUUUGGGUAUUGCUGGUGGUCUUCUUGGUAUGGCAGCGGCUGGUGCUACACGAUUUUUAAAUCAUAUGGCUGCUGCAGGAAAAGCCACGGCGGGAAUUGAAGUCAUUGUUAACGGCAUUAAUAUAUCAACCAUACUUGUUUCGGGAACUGGCAUCGCCAAUGGUGUUUUGGAUAUAAUAUUUAAAUACAAAGAUGAUGAUACAAUUUCGACAUUGGAUGUACUGCAAUUGUCGGCUUCCUUGGUGUUGUUUACACAUUCAGUCUAUAACUUCCAGUUGGCAUCACAAAUUGCGAAUGAGGCACGCACAAAUUCAAUUAAAAGUUACCGUGAAGCUUUAAGUAAUCGUCAGAGGCGUAUUUUUGAUAAAAUGUCCAAAGAAACAAUACGUAUUCGCGGUGAUACCCAAGGAAAAAUUGAUAUAAUACGAAAUAUUAAUAAAAUACCAGAUCGUCAAUACCUGAAUGAUCUAUUCAAAGUGAAUAAGCGACUAAACGAAGCGAAAGUACGUCCGGCAUUUGGGAAAUCCGGUGAAGGGGUUGUGUUAAAUAAUGAAAUGCCAGUUGAAACAGCAUUUCUAAGACAAAAUGUUAAUAUAUUGGAACAAGUAUCACAACCAAUACCAGCAGGACAUUUGGAUAAUAACGUUGCGACGAACCAAGCAACUGCUGCACGGCUUUUCCUUAAUUCCGGUUCCGGUCAAAAUACCGCACUCAAUUUGGAAGAUACUCUAAAUGACAAUGGUGGUUCUUCUCGUAGAACAGUGGAAAUACUUGAAGGUUUAGGUGUGAUGUUACCAAGCGGCGCUAUUAUUGAGCUUAUUCGAUUUGGUGAAAAGUUUCUAACAAAAAUUGCCGAUGGUGAAAAAUUUCAAGAUGUCAUCGAAACCAUGGCUUCAAAACUUCCGGAGAAAGUAAUCCUUUUUGUCCUGGACCUAACACAAUAUUUCAUGGAAAAUAUAUUGGAUCAAAUUGUUUAUGUCUUACAGUUUUCCAUAUCUACAGAGUCGGUUUUAUAUCGUAUUCUUAAGCAUAUACUAACCAGAUUACAGCAUUUUACCUACGAACAAAUUUUGACAAAACGCCAGGAAAUAUUAAAAUACCUGAAAGAAUAUUAUUUGUCAUUAAAUUCCAAUAAUGUUGGUGCUAGAACUCGGUGCAGUAAUUGCAAUGGUUGGUAUAAUAUAUGUGAGUUGUAA
Musca vetustissima is the source of this 2259-nucleotide messenger RNA. RefSeq lists its product as uncharacterized. The transcript is spliced from 7 exons. Bases 1 to 2259 code for a protein of 752 amino acids. The record is from RefSeq and is a predicted model, not a curated record. NCBI's taxonomy places the organism in Eukaryota, Metazoa, Arthropoda, Insecta, Diptera, Muscidae.